Triticum urartu is the source of this 2580-nucleotide messenger RNA. The record is from RefSeq and is a predicted model, not a curated record. Lineage: Eukaryota; Viridiplantae; Streptophyta; Magnoliopsida; Poales; Poaceae.
UCCAACGGCCCAAAGCAGCCGGUUUUUACCAAAGUGCAAUCCCUUCUCUCCAACCCUGCCGCCCGAAGGCUGCAGCCAUGCGGCGGCACUACGCCGAGCUCCUCCGCCGUGCCGCCUCGCUGCCGUCUCUCUCGCUUGUGGCCUCCCUCCACGCCGCCGCGCUCCGCCGAGGCGCGGUCCUCGUCCCCUCGCUCAUCCACGCCUACUCCGCGUGCGGCGACCCAGCCUCCGCCCGCAGCGUGUUCGACGGAUUGCCCGCACAGGAGCAGACACUCUCCGCGCGCACCGCGCUGGCCAGCGCUAUGUCCGCGCACGGCAGGUGCCGGGAGGUGUUCGGCCUGUUCCGCGGCUGGGAGGGGGAGAUGGACGACAAGGCGGUGACGGUGGUCCUCGCCGCGUGCGCUAGGGCCGGGAUGAUCAGCGAGGGGAGGGAAGUCUUUGCGAGGGUGCGGAGGCCAGCGUUGCAGCACUACACGUGCAUGGUGGAGAUGCUGGGACGGGCCGGGGAGGUCGAGGAGGCAGAGGGGCUGCUGGCGCGGAUGGAGGCGCGACCGGACAGGAUCAUCUGCACGGUGCUGCUCGCGGCGUGCCGGGUGCAUGGCCGUGUCGAUGUGGCUGAGAGAGUGGCUAGGUUGAUGAGCGAGUAUGGCAUUGUAUGAAUUUUGGCAUAUUGAUCAGUUGACAAACUGGCCAUUGUGUUAGGCUGUUAGCCCAAGAGCAGUGAUCAAAACCAUUGUGAUAUGGAACUGAUAACACAUAGUUUGGUUGACGGCAAUGCCGCAAUGGUGGUUCUUGAAGUUCAUGCAGUAAUGCAGUACAACACAAGCCCCUGGCCGGUGAGAUCUGCAUUUUGUAGAAGUCUAUGUUGCAGUGGACGAACCACAUGAGCGCCAGCACACUUCACUGCUUGAACCUGUAUGGAAGCACAAUUCGAAGGCAUCUAUCAGAUUGCUAUAAAAUGAGUAAUGUCGGUACUAUAGACCAUCUGCAGUGGAAUGCCCGUCAGUUUUCUCAGUUGCUGACUGUCUACGCUCUCUGAUUAGCUUGAUGAUGGGCGUACAUUUCUGGACUGUAAGUUGUCAAGCUUAAUGGAGCCUGGCAGCCCGUAAUGCAACACAAAGAGAAGUCGCCAAAGUUAAUAGUCGAACCUGUCAAUAUUGUUAAUAGCUGUAACUGUCAAUCUUGACUUCUUGAGUGAAUUGUUGAGGAGCAGUUUCGAUCAAAUUUUGUUGAAGUUGGAUGUGGUGGGAACCAUCAAAAUACAGGAAGUCUGCUCCAAGAACAUGUUGUGAGAUCUUCCAGGAUCCAGUUUCUGGAUACUUCAGAGUUCUGGCAUUCUCUCACUGUGGAAACUGUACCUCCUGCUAUGGUUUCAAUUUACCGAGCAUAGAACGUCUGUUUUAAAUGGUUGGUCUCUUCAUUAUUGUGUCCGCUGUCACAGCAAUCACCGGAUCUUAUUCUGGACAUAUGUGCAAUGAUACUUGAGCAAAUCAGCUCUCUGAUGUAAAUACUCACGUUGACGCAGAACGUCCAUCUCGCAUGCGACACAUGGGUGCGAGGGAAUGCGGAGUUGGGCGUUGCUGGUAAGAGACAGAACAAGUGGAACCUGGUUGGGAAAUUAGCAGGAGAAAUGGGGAAGUGGUUGUUCUGGUCAUGAGCACACCUGAGCUCGUUAUCUGGGCGGUUCGGCGCUCCAUUGGGAUGUGGUGCAUUCAAUUCCUGUGCCAGUGCGUUGUUCGUUUUUAAAGGAGGAAAUGUGGAAAUACAGUAGAUGGGUACGACGUACGUAGGUCUAGUUAUGGAGCGAACGUUUGCUGCCGUGAUGGAUCUAAAGGAGAGCCAUGGCUCGUGACGUCAGCCCCGUCCUGAUCCGUGGAUCAGGAUGUAUGUUUUCCAGUAGGACGGUAGUAGAGUAGUGAAUGAGGGAUGGCACCAAGACGGAGUUGCCUCCAACCUCUACCUGCUCUGUUUGUGCACUGUCGCUUGCGGCUAGCUGAGCCUGAGCGGCGGAAUUCAUCCUGCAAAUACACAGCUGGCGGCGCAAAAAUGGAGUUCCUGAUGCAACCAAUUAGGAGGACCACCGUGCUGGAUGAGGUUAAUGACAACAAGGUUCCAAUGGAGCCGCUGCACUACCCUGCGGUGGCAACCAUUGCAGAUCAAUUGCCGCCCAUGGCGGCAACGAGUGCUGGUGAGCAGAUCUGUGCAGCGGAGGGGUCGGCGGUCGCGGAAGCAGAUGGGUGUGGAUCGGAGCUGCCGCUCCCGUCAGGACGCCUUAUCCUAGUCGCAGGAGCGCCUUUGAGAAGUCAAUACGUGGUUUUGCGGAGAAGUCUGCAUCGGAUGAGCAGGAUAGGAAAGGUUACUGAAAAAGGAAGUUUUUUUGCAAGACAAUGGCAUGGCAAAUGAGAGAAAUAUUCAAGUCUGACGGGGAAGUUGAUUUGCAAGAAUCUAGAAUCGGCUAAGCUUGGUUUAAUUUUGUUUAAGAGAUGUCUUUGCACAUGAUGCAUGUAAAAUGCUUUCUAAAUUUUGUGUCAGCUUGAGGUAUUUGAAACUGUACUGAUCUAUUGUUUGUUACCCGUGGAA